UCUACUGGUUUUGUCUGACCUGACCACCGGUUCCUUUCCUGUCCUCUUUAUUAGGAAACGUGUCGCUUGAAAACGUGAAAUCCUUGUAAUCGGAUUUUAUCUGUGUUUUUUCAUAAAAAUCUUCAAAAGAAAUAAUCAGAAUGCCUCCUAAAUUUGAUCCAAAUGAAAUAAAGAAAGUAUAUUUACGAUGCGUUGGUGGUGAGGUAGGAGCUACUUCGUCCCUUGCUCCUAAAAUCGGUCCUCUUGGUUUGUCCCCAAAAAAGGUUGGUGACGACAUUGCCAAAGCUACCAGCGACUGGAAAGGUCUGAAAAUCACUGUUCAACUGACUAUUCAGAACAGACAAGCUACGAUUUCGGUUGUGCCAUCUGCUGCUUCUUUGAUCAUCAAGGCUCUUAAGGAGCCACCUAGAGACCGAAAGAGGCAAAAGAACAUCAAGCAUAGUGGCAAUCUGACAUUUGACGAUAUCGUUUCUAUUGCCCGUGCUAUGAGAUCAAGAUCGAUGUCGCGAACACUCGGUGGCACUGUUAAAGAGAUUUUGGGCACGUGUCAGUCGGUGGGAUGCACUGUGGAGGGCAGACCACCUCACGAUCUGAUAGAUGACAUUAACGCUGGAGAACUGGAAGUUCCAGAAGAAUAAUUGAUUUUGUAAGGUGCAGAGAAUAAAAAUGUUUUAAAAUUUAACAUUAA
Molecule: messenger RNA, 688 nt
Organism: Solenopsis invicta (red fire ant)
Lineage: Eukaryota; Metazoa; Arthropoda; Insecta; Hymenoptera; Formicidae
Gene: RpL12
Product: 60S ribosomal protein L12
Exons: 4
Coding region: 141-638 (165 amino acids)
Biological process (GO): translation
Cellular component (GO): cytosolic large ribosomal subunit; ribosome
Molecular function (GO): structural constituent of ribosome; large ribosomal subunit rRNA binding
Source: RefSeq, a predicted model, not a curated record